CCGUUUAUUUGGAGUUUCUUAUUUUGUCUUAAAAAUUAGGAAUCUUCCAUUUUAUUUUUAUGAUAUUUUUGUUUUCUUGUAAAUGUUUAAGCCACCCGUUAACUAAUUUAAGCCACCCGUUAACUAAUUUAGCUAUCUCCGUGAACCAUUUCUUUUCCUCUGGCUUCAGCGUCUUUUCACCCCCUCCCCACUCUUCUGAGUGUUGGGUUAUGCAUAACUGGUUUGAGAUAGGGAAGAACCAAACUCUAACCACUGUUAUUUAGUACUUAAACUACUUUUAAGCUUUAUCUAAGGGUUUGACGACUUAGCAUAAGGCCAAGGUUCUAGUCUCACUGAGUCCUUUUCAUGAUUAACCUGCCCUCGUCUGAUCUAGUGUUGUCUCCCUUCAAAUGCACUGACAUGGCAGCCUGAUUGAUCAUGCAUAAAUUGUGAUAGUUCUAGGUCACUUAUGCUUUGAUUGGUAACUGUCAAAUUCUGGAUGUAUUACUAAUGUAGAAGAGGCCAGAAGAAUUUAAAUCUUAGAUGUUUCUGGGUGAGCAGCUUAUGGCAGACAUUUUGCCAGCAUCGGUUUUCUUUCAUUUGUUCUUUCAGAAUUUCUUUCUUUUCUUUCCUUCUUUCUUUCUUCUUCUUUUGGUUGGUGAUAAAAAGAUACAUGUAUGUGCUAUUUAAAAGCCUCUAAAAUGUUCUGCUUGUUCCAUUUAACUAAGUGUUUCGAUACUUAAAGAAGAUAUUUGAAGACUGCUUUUGGAAUCGAAUAGCAUGGAUCCUAGCAGUGACUACCAUUUCCUCAAUCAGAUUUUGUGGAGAAGGGUGAAACUCACUUUGGUUUCUGGCGUAUUUGAGGGAGUUCUCCAGCAUGUGGAUCCUAACAAGAUUGUUGUCCUGAAGAAAGUGAAGAAUGUGGAGACUGGUCGAAGUGUUCCAGGAGUGAAGAUGUUUUUUGGGCAUGAGAUUCUGAACGUGGAACUGCUGGAUGAAGUGGAACAAGGUGCGAUGAGAGAAAAGGCAUCUUCUGUCAGUCUAAAUACAGAAAGAACCAGGAUGGAUAAAGGUGAAGACCUGAACAUAUGUGAGUCUCUUUCUCCUGCCUCUGAGCCGCCAACCACCUCUCUGCUGAGUGACCUCAAGUUCAACCCAUCAGAGGAAGAGGAGGUAACAUACACAGUCAUUGAUCAGUUCCAGCAGAAGUUUGGUGCUGCAAUGCUCCACAUCAAGAAGCAGAGUGUCCUGAGUGUGGCAGCAGAAGGUGCUAAUGUGUGUCGUCAUGGGAAACUAUGUUGGCUUCAGGUGGCCACAAAUAGCCGAGUUUACUUAUUUGACAUUUUCCUUCUGGGAAGUCGUGCUUUCAACAAUGGACUUCAGAUGGUAUUAGAAGACAAGAGAAUUUUGAAGGUUAUCCAUGAUUGUCGUUGGCUUUCUGAUUGCCUCUCUCAUCAGUAUGGAAUUUUGCUGAAUAAUGUCUUUGACACACAGGUAGCGGAUGUCCUUCAAUUUUCCAUGGAAACAGGUGGCUUUCUUCCAAACUGCAUCAGUUCUUUACAGGAGAGUUUAAUCAGACACCUUAAGGUAGCCCCUAAAUAUCUCUCCUUUCUGGAAGAAAGACAGAAAUUGAUUCAGGAAAAUCCAGAAGUGUGGUUCACACGACCUCUUUCACCCUCCUUACUGAAAAUUUUGGCCCUGGAAGCUACCUACCUACUACCCCUUCGUCUGGUACUCCUGGAUGAGAUGAUGUCUGACCUAACCACCCUUGUGGAUGGGUACCUGAACACUUACCGAGAAGGGUCUGCAGACCGCCUGGGGGGCACAGAGCCUACAUGUAUGGAGCUUCCAGAAGAACUGCUUCAACUCAAGGACUUCCAGAAGCAGCGCAGAGAGAGAGCUGCAAGAGAAUAUAGGGUGAAUGCACAGGGACUCCUAAUAAGGACAGGGAUAUGUCCAAAGAAAUCAAUGACAGAGACAGUGGGGAAAGAGGGGAAAGGUGGGGUUUCGUUGCUUUGUAAGAACUCUACACCAGAUAAAAUUCCAGGUUUUACAUCUCAUCGGGAUGGAAAUUUGCUGAUAGAAAAAUCUAAAAAUAAACAAACUCUGACAGAAUCUCAGCAUCAACCUCCCAUGAAGGAAGAAACCAGUGAGGAUGGUGUCAACAAACUCAUUUGCCCUGAGCCAGAGGGGCUAGAGGACCAGGGGAGAAUAAUUCAAAAAGAACACGGUAAGAUACCCAAACAGGAAUUUCAGGCAAGUUUAUCUUUGAAAGAGGAGAUAGAACAGUUACUGAUGCUGGAAAACAAGGAUGACCUAAAAUGCACAAAACAAGAUGUUUCAGUGUCUCCUUCCCUUCCUCAGGAAACCGGAGUGUCUCCAAGUGACACCUUUCAUCCUUUUAGAAAAGCUGUGCUUCCCACACUUCCUCCCUGUCCAGCCUUGGAGAAAACCGAUUCUUGGAUUAAUUUCUCUCCAAAUUUAUCUUAGAGAUGUGCAGUUUAUUCUUGAGACCGUGAAGGUGGCUCAUUUCCUGUGCCAGAAGGACUUUCCUCAGUGCUUAAGUUGGUCAUGUUGUAAAUUUAGGAUUGCCUCAGUCACAGAGGAAGGAAGACUUCAGCGAAAAUUAUAUCCUCUUGCUUACUCCUGCAUGCCUAGAAUUUGGUUAGGAGGGAAUGAAUAAGUUAAAUAGUGGAAGAAGUAAAUGUUUUGAUUAUGUCACUGUGCAGAUGUGUUCCCAGUGUUUCAGAGUGAAUGAUUUCUCAUAAUUUGAAGAGGGGAAAAAAUCUUAGGCUUAGUACCUGGAAGAAUCUUUACUCUUAAACUUUUUUUUUUUUAACGUAAACCCUAUGCCCAAAGUGCGGCUUGAACUCACAAUCCCAAGUUUAAGAGUUGUAUGCUCUACCAACUGAGCCAGCCAGACGCUCCUACUUUUAAACUUCUGUUGUAUUUUUUGGUUUGAAAGGGGUUGGUAAAAGUUGUAUCAAUAAGUUUUUAAAAAUUGGUACCUGAUAACUUUACCAGUACAUUUUUCUUUUUUAAAAUACUAACUCUAACUUGUC
Molecule: messenger RNA, 3041 nt
Organism: Mustela erminea (ermine)
Lineage: Eukaryota; Metazoa; Chordata; Mammalia; Carnivora; Mustelidae
Gene: EXD1
Product: exonuclease 3'-5' domain containing 1
Exons: 12
Coding region: 760-2469 (569 amino acids)
Biological process (GO): nucleobase-containing compound metabolic process
Molecular function (GO): nucleic acid binding; 3'-5' exonuclease activity
Source: RefSeq, a predicted model, not a curated record